This is a messenger RNA of Cylicocyclus nassatus, 972 nucleotides long. The record is from the annotation of a GenBank genome assembly. NCBI's taxonomy places the organism in Eukaryota, Metazoa, Nematoda, Chromadorea, Rhabditida, Strongylidae.
CGGCUAUAUUCGUUUCUCAUCUAUAAAUGGAAGUACAUUGAACGUAAUUAGAACUUUCAGGUUUACCCAAAUUUUUCAUGGAAAAUAAUAGUCCAGGCAGGAAUCGCCGCGUUAAAAGAUGCCUUUUUGGUAAACCCGACCAGCAGGAGGUCGAAAAAUGGCUUGAUGAAACCUCUAAAAAACAGUUAAAACGGAGCAAAGAUAAAUGGAGUUACGACUUCGAAUUAGAUGUUCCUGUCAAGGGAGAUAUCGAAUAUGAACCAGUUUCUAUAGAUCAGGUGCCGUCUAUUUACAAACCUCAUAAGAUUGGUAAGAGGAGGCGACGAGAAGUUAGUGAGUUCAAUCCGAACAUUCCAUCGGCUUCAUCAGAAGAGGGCACAUCCGAGGAAGGAUCAGAUAAAUCUCAUCGUCCAUUCACCAGGUCCUGCACAAAGCAAAGUGACAACAAUAGUUUGCAAAAUCGGAAGAGUUUGAAGCAGGCUAAAUUGACCAAUUAUCUUAAAGUUCGUAAGCGGCGUUCGGCGGACUCUCGGGGUAGUAAAGAUGCUGUUACGCCUAUCAAGAAUAUGAAGUCGGCGGCACCCAGCAGCCCGUUCCGAUUUGUGGAGCCAAACGCUGAAUCUGAAGGGGUCAUGGAUGAUGAUUCUCCGAGGAGUUCUUCAGCCAGCCCACCUAAAAGCCCGAGAAAACGAGCUGCUCCUAGAGCCGUGCAUCCACUCCAUACAAAUUUAUUGGAUUCGUACCACUACUGUGAGCAGCUCUCGUUUGAAGUGCUGUCAUUUGCUCGUUCUGCGAUACCAUAUUAUGUACGUCAUGGUUUUAUGAUGAGAAGUCGCUAUAAUGGAACAUAAUCUCUCUUGUAUUGGGAACUUGAUAUUCUAAGUCUGUGAGCAUUCCUGCAUGUAUAUAUAGGUUUUAUAAAACCCAGAUGCCUUAUUCAUUGCACAAUCUAAUAAAAUGUUUGAUCGUGUA